This is a messenger RNA of Suillus subalutaceus, 1515 nucleotides long. Its product is annotated as carboxylic acid transporter protein. Lineage: Eukaryota; Fungi; Basidiomycota; Agaricomycetes; Boletales; Suillaceae. Gene Ontology annotation, biological process: plasma membrane lactate transport. The record is from RefSeq and is a predicted model, not a curated record. Gene Ontology annotation, molecular function: secondary active monocarboxylate transmembrane transporter activity. Gene Ontology annotation, cellular component: plasma membrane. The coding region runs from base 1 to 1443 and encodes 480 amino acids. The transcript is spliced from 15 exons.
AUGCCACCGAGAUUUAUUCGCGAGCUCAUCCCGCCUCGCGAGACUCGUGCCCCUCUCGGUGCUGUAGUUGUUGCCCUCAAAAGUCUCACCUGGGUGCAGUGGGCUCAGUUCUGGUGUGGCUGGUUUGCUUGGACGUGCGACGCCAUUGAUUACGUCGCAGUAACGCUUACAGUACCGCUCUUGUCUAAACAAUUUGGAAAGUCAACGAGUGCGAUCACGACCGCCAUAACGUUAACGCUCUUAUUCCGAGCAGUCGGCGCCGUGAUAUUUGGUAUGAUAUCUGACCGGUAUGGGCGCAAGUGGCCCUUGGUUGUUAAUCUCCUUAUCUGCUGUGUGCUCGAACUGGGAACUGGCUUUGUCGACACCUAUUCACAAUUCCUCGCCUGUCGUGCUCUAUUCGGUAUUGCUAUGGGUGGAAUCUGGGGACUUUCGUCAUCUUCAGCUCUUGAGAACUUACCCGUUGAGCUUCGCGGGCUUGCAAGUGGGAUUUUGCAGGAAGGCUAUACUGUCGGCUACAUCCUUGCAGCUGUUAUAAACUUGACCUUGGUAGCCCAACAUGGAUGGCGGGCGCUUUUUUGGGCCGGAGCAGGCAUCACCUGUUUCGGCGCAGUCGUCCGUGCUCUUAUUCCUGAGAGUCCGUUCUUCUUGCAUGCCAAGGAACAAGAGAAGGCGAAAGGGACCAAUACCUCGCAGGGUUUCCUUAGACAAACAAAGGAAAUGCUUAAGCUUCACUGGCUCUUGUGCAUUUAUGCAGUGCUCUUAAUGACAGGGGUCAAUUUCUUGUCUCAUGGUUCACAGGCACGCGCAUACCACGAUCUUUAUCCCACGUACCUCCAGAUCACCAAGGGCUUCAGUGCUCACAAUGCCACUGUCGCGACCAUUAUUGGCAACUGCGGAGCUAUUAUCGGCGGUGCUAUUGGUGGAUGGGUGAGCCAGUACAUUGGACGCCGCCUGACGAUCGUAUUGUUUGUGCUUCUCGUCGCAGUGUUCAUUCCAUUAUGGGUUCUACCCUCGUCAUUCUCUGCCCUCUCUGCUGGAGCAUUCUGUGUUCAAUUAGGUGUUCAAGGCGCUUGGGGCGUCAUCCCGAUCCAACUGGCUGAGAUGUCACCACCAGCAUUCAGGGCAACGUUCCCUGGUGUCGUUUACCAGCUCGGCAAUAUGGUUUCUGCGGCAUCAGCACAAAUUGAAGCCACUGGCGGUGACAAUUUGAAAACAACGAUCAUGGAAAAUGGAGUCCUCACAGUAGUCCCAGACUAUGCGACGGUGCAAGCCAUCUUCAUUGGUUCCGUUGCUGCAUUCGUGAUCGUUAUCGCACUCAUUGUGCCCGAAAACCACGGUUCUAAUUUCAAGAACGCCGAUGCUGAUUUCCGCGACGGGGAUGAGGCUACGGAUCACAAGUCACAGAUAUCAUGUCAUGAAGUGAACGAGAAGAGUAGUGCUUAGGUACCCCUUAACAUCUUAUUACUUGUCUACCACGAAACGAGACGAAUUAUUGCGUCCGUUUAAAUGAACGGG